Molecule: messenger RNA, 186 nt
Organism: Penicillium manginii
Lineage: Eukaryota; Fungi; Ascomycota; Eurotiomycetes; Eurotiales; Aspergillaceae
Product: arginase
Exons: 2
Coding region: 1-186 (61 amino acids)
Source: RefSeq, a predicted model, not a curated record
AUGGCAUUGAGAAGCUUGGCUAUUCUAUCUGCCGGCUACUGUUGGGGCGCGCCCCGAGCUGGAAAUGAUAAGGGCCCAUCCGCCAUUUUGAGUUCCAACCUAGUCGAGCAACUCGUCACGUUCGACCGUUUGUUGGAGAUCAUCCGCAUUGUACCCCCACAACGCCGUGGCCAGUUGUGUCUUUGA